Molecule: messenger RNA, 1202 nt
Organism: Corticium candelabrum
Lineage: Eukaryota; Metazoa; Porifera; Homoscleromorpha; Homosclerophorida; Plakinidae
Exons: 3
Coding region: 111-995 (294 amino acids)
Source: RefSeq, a predicted model, not a curated record
UUAUCCGACUCGAAUCGUUUGCGUGUUAACGAGCCACGGUUUCGCUCGAUACAACUCAGCGAUCAUUUGCCUGUCAGAGUAAAAGUACGCGACAACUUGUUUAUUGGAACAUGGAACGUGGCAAAAAAACUGCCGUUGAACGAAAGCCCACUGCUCGUCACGUACACAAGGUGAUGUCUCUUUUCAGUAUUGUGGCUGUUCAGGAAACGAAAAAGUCACUACAGAACAGAGCGUUUGGAAAAUACUGGACUUGCUCUCGUCGUCUGCGUGGCGACAUACUGUGCUUUGGUUACAAUGAUGACAUAGAACUGAAAGGGUGUAGUGAAAUAAACUUUAGCACUAACGUUCAAAACGGCAAUUUGGUGCAGCAACAGAAUAGCAACCAACGACCUGCCUAUGGCUGUGUGUUCAGCGUGAACAAUGACGAGUUGGCUCUUGUUAACGUGCACGUUUUGAACAAGUGCGAUAACCUCAGACCGAUAGUGAGUCGUACAAAUGGAUUGAUCGAGUACAUCAGAAACAAAUCGACGGAUAUUGAACUAGCAAAUAGAGUUAUAGGACCUCAGAAUUGGAAAGAUGCUUACAUCAUGGGAGACUUUAACUGUGAUAAUAUAAAGCUUCAGUGGGAAAACGAUCGCAAUUGGAUGUGUAAGCACCGGAAGUCUCUUUCGCCACCGUCACCGUGGACGUUCACUCGUAUUCCGAGUAAGAAAACGCUGGAUUACAUUUUUAGCCCGGAAUCUGCUCGUAGCAAUACACACGUCCCAGGGUUCCAGUAUUGUGAUGUCAUACACCCGGAAUUAUGGGUUGAGAAUAAGCAAUUGCUUAUUCCUGACAAAAUUCUUACUUUCCAACCGUCGUAUAGUUUCAUUAGUGAUUGGAUGGAAGUUUCAGAUCACUUUCCCGUGUUUAUGAAGUUUGAGGCUCCACGAAAUCCUACAGGAGACCUGAAGAGUAAGCGAUUCACGCUCGGAGUGGUGCAGGUGUGGCCAUGAGCAACUUACGUAUACACUUUAAGGCUAAUAAAGAGCAUGCAAAAUGGUGACAUCACUUGGUACUGCGUAAACUGGCGUAUUUGCUGUUAGCUAAGCUUGUAGUGCAAUUGAUUUUAGUGCAAUAAGCUAAGGCAAUUAAAUCAUAAUAAUAGCGAUGGCCACAGCUGCUGUCUGGGACACACGGUUAGUUCACAAAUACAAAACUUA